Molecule: messenger RNA, 1560 nt
Organism: Aspergillus terreus NIH2624
Lineage: Eukaryota; Fungi; Ascomycota; Eurotiomycetes; Eurotiales; Aspergillaceae
Gene: hat1
Product: histone acetyltransferase catalytic subunit HAT1
Exons: 3
Coding region: 1-1560 (519 amino acids)
Biological process (GO): subtelomeric heterochromatin formation
Cellular component (GO): nucleus
Molecular function (GO): histone H4 acetyltransferase activity
Source: RefSeq, a predicted model, not a curated record
AUGGAGAGCUCAGGUGAUUGGACUUGCGACGCCAAUGACGCCGUCCAAAUCACCGUUGUCCAGCCCAGCGACCAGAAGCCCAAGACGAUUUCUAGUUUCCACCCGCAAUUCACAUACCCAAUUUUUGGCGAUGAAGAACAGGUCUUCGGAUACAAGGGAUUGAUCAUCCGUUUGCGCUUUGCGGCCCAUGACCUUCGCCCGCAUAUCCACAUCUCCUACGACGAGAAAUUUAAGACCAUAGGCGACACUGCGCCGGUUGAUCUUUUGAAGACUCUGAAGCCAUGGAUUCCAGAAGGUGGGCCACCCUGUCUCCUUCUUCUCUUUGGGCAUCUUCAUCUAACUCUCAAUGCGCCUUAUGCAGAAGCAUUCAUCACCCUACCUGAAUACGAGAGAGCGCUGCAAGAGGAGGAUGCAAAGAACUUCGUCCCACCGGGCAAACUUGUACACAGUUAUGACACAGCCGGUAGGAAGUAUGAGAUCUGGGCUGGCUCUCUCGCCGACCCUGCGGUGCGACACCUUUUGGACCGCAUGCAGGUCUUCGUCUCCUUCUUCAUCGAGGCUGGAACACCUCUUGCGACAGAUGAUCCUGAGUGGACGCUCGAAAGAUGGACGGUCUAUUUUGUGUACGAGAAGGUGACGCCUCCGACUCCCACUGCAUCGCAAUAUUCCUUCGUCGGAUACGCUACCACCUACCGCUGGUGGCUCUACCAGAGAGAGACCUCCAAGGAGCCUGCUGUCACAAACGACGCGUUCCCUGCGCCCGAAAUCAGACCGGCGCAGCUUCCGUCUCGGCUGCGUAUUGCUCAGUUCCUGAUUCUUCCACCUCACCAAGGUUCCGGACAUGGUGUUCAUUUGUACACAACCAUCCAUACCGCAUGCUUCAAGGACCCCACAAUCGUCGAGUUGACUGUGGAAGAUCCGAAUGAAGCUUUCGAUGCCCUCCGUGACACGGCCGACUACCACAUCCUGACGCCCGAGCUCCUCAAGCACGACGUGAACAUUAACCCUGAUCCAUACGAUGCACAGUCCAUAAAGCAGCGGCCGCGCCGCGUUCCGACGGCAGCGCUCAUUCCCACUAAGCUGCUGCAUGAUAUCCGUACAUCCUACAAGAUUGCCCCCACACAAUUCGCCCACAUCCUGGAAAUGUUUUUACUGGGACGGAUUCCAUUCAAGAACCGCCAUGCUGGUGGAGCUCCUCUGACGCGACUGCUGAUCAAGAAGCAUAAAUCGGAAGAUCCCAAUGAACGGCGUUACUACUGGUGGCGCAUGCUCGUCAAACAGCGACUCUACAAACGUUCUCGCGACAUGCUGAUCCAGCUCGAGAUGAGCGACCGCAUCCAGAAGCUCGAAGAAACAGUGGGCAAUGUGGAAGAGGGUUACGAGGUUCUCCUCAAGGCCUUCGUUAAGCGUGAAGAAGCUCUCAAGGCUAAGCUUAGUGAAGCCGAGGCUGACGCAACUGGUCGAGACCAGCGAGCAAAGCGGAAGUUCACUGUCAGGGACGAUGAAGAUGAGGAUGAGAACACAGACGAUACUGCCGCCGCCAAGAGGCCAAAGGUGUAG